CGGACACGGAGUUGGACUCCGAGGCUGCCCAAAUCCAAUACGUAACUAUCUCCCUAUUGAAUUCUCAAUAGGAUAUCGGUAUAUAUGCCUGGCAGACACCUUCGUUUUGGUCUUGAGAGGCGCGGACUUCUUCUCCUAAGGAACAUCAAUCGACUCUGUUCUCUUCAUGUCGCUCGCCAUAGCUCCAACCACACUUUUUGUUUCGCUUCGGCGGUCGCUGCUUGUUUUUUUUUUUUUUUUUUUUUCUCCUCUAAGGCAUAGCAAGAAGCGAAGAGGUGAAUUGGCUGGUAGGCUCAGUGCAGCUGUUGAAAUUGAUGGCUGUUCAUGGUCAAAUUCUGCCUCGCGUUGGCGGUUGACAGGAUAUCUAACGUGGCAAUACCCGCAAACCGCCCUACGACGACAGGAAGAAAAGCGCAGUAUAUCUUGCACAAAGCCGUAGGCCUUCCAUACCGUUCUAAUCUGCGGGAGCCUCUAGAUUAGGUUGGCAGGUAAAGCUUCAUCAUCUUGUCAGCCUCCGAAUGGCGCGUGCCGUC
Neurospora hispaniola is the source of this 533-nucleotide messenger RNA. RefSeq lists its product as uncharacterized. The transcript is spliced from 3 exons. NCBI's taxonomy places the organism in Eukaryota, Fungi, Ascomycota, Sordariomycetes, Sordariales, Sordariaceae. The coding region runs from base 167 to 439 and encodes 90 amino acids. The record is from RefSeq and is a predicted model, not a curated record.